This is a messenger RNA of Neodiprion virginianus, 5965 nucleotides long. RefSeq names its product venom metalloproteinase 3 (gene sona). The coding region runs from base 692 to 3046 and encodes 784 amino acids. The transcript is spliced from 18 exons. The record is from RefSeq and is a predicted model, not a curated record. NCBI's taxonomy places the organism in Eukaryota, Metazoa, Arthropoda, Insecta, Hymenoptera, Diprionidae. Gene Ontology annotation, biological process: proteolysis. Gene Ontology annotation, molecular function: metalloendopeptidase activity.
CGCAGACGGCAGUCCGGUAGAGCCCGUUGUCGCACAAGCAUUCGUUCGUUUUCAUCGACGGUUUUCGGCAAAAUUUUUUCCAAGUUCCUCCGCUAUUUGCACAUCCAACUCCGCGCCCGUUUACCUUGAAAACAUAAAAUAAAACCUCGCCAAAAUGUCAAUCGACUCCGUAACUUUACCGAUUUUCGGACGCACGCCAAUCGCGUGAGAACGCCUUUGUCGCGCAGAGCGUAGAUAUAAACGGCGAGCGUAUUUUCAAAUUUAACAAAAGAUAACAUAAUUAUAGUAUUUUGGAAGAGAGAGAGGGAGAGAAAGUGAUGUGAAGUGCGAAUUUCAGUUUCUUCGGGUAAUAUUAUAGUGAACGAGUGAUUGGAUAUAAAGAGGAGAUAAUCAAUUUCUGCGCAAAUAUUUUGUCACUUUAUAUAGAUAAACAAAAUAAAUCACGGAAAAACAAAAUAUAAGCAAGAAACGUUAAAGAAUCUCGAUUCUCGACGGCGGUUCAGUGUCAUUUAAAUGCCAAAAUCAAGCUAACCACGAAAAUGUUGAGUGUCUUUUGCGCGGAGAUGUUACACGAAACAUGAGGAACGGAGUGACUUCUGAAUACUGCAGCGAACCCCAGCAGUUACCACCCGAUAGCACAAUCCAUAAAUGACUAACUUGGCGCACCCGAAUUGGGAUAUUUCUGUACAUCAUGCUUUGCACUUUAGUUUUACUAUGCAUGGUCAGCCAAACUCUUGCACAAGGCUACAACAUACACAAACACAUGACAACGGAAGAGAUGCUGUCAGUUUUCCACACCGAGCAACAAGAUUUGGUGCCUGAAUACGAGGUGAUACCGAUUCGCCACACGUUGCCAAAGAGGAGCAUCAAUUCUGAGCCCGAAUUGCAGCUUCAAGCUUUCGGAAAAAAUUACAAUCUCUCCUUAAAGCCGACACGUGGCCUUUUACCUGCGAAGGAUCUGCCGAUUUGGACUGUCGAGAAAAACAGUUCCCAACCAGACGGUCUUCAUUACGUUGACGUAUCCGAGGGAAGCGUUGAUAUAGGCGAUAUUUACCAAGACAGGAGCAACAUGGCGUCCAUUCUCCUUCGGCGAGAUGAAAAUGGAAAAGUUCUCGUGGAAGGAAAUAUAGGGUCAGAAUUAGUGAUACGACCGUUACCAAAACGAAUUUUAAAAGAUGUUGUGAGAAAUUCGCAAGAUUCGCAGCACGGGAAAUCAAAGCAGGAUGACGUUACACGUACGAAAAGAAACCUAAAGCACACACAUCAUCACGUCAUUUACAAGAGAUCGCAGCCACUGCAAGACGACGAUUACAGUGAUUUUGCGUUCAUGGAGCCUGAUCGUCUGGGAAAGAGGUUUAGAUCGAAACGAUCGAUCGGUAGUAGAUCAAAGCGCGAAGCGCCAUACGCCAUCUUUCCGGAAAUCCUGUGUAUCGUAGAUUACGACGGGUACAGGCUACACGGCGGAGAUAAUGUACAGAUUAAAAGGUACUUCGUCUCAUUCUGGAAUGGAGUUGACUUGAGAUACAAAUUAUUGAAGGGUCCAAAAAUUCGCAUCAGCAUCGCGGGUAUUAUUAUUUCAAGAGGUAGAGACGCUACGCCGUAUUUGGAACAGAAUCGCGUUGGUCGAGAUGCUAUAGAUUCAGCAGCUGCCUUGACCGAUAUGGGGAAAUACCUUUUCCGCGAAAGGCGACUUCCGGUCUACGACAUUGCAGUAGCGGUUACAAAAUUAGAUAUGUGCAGGAGGCAAUACGCGAAUGACGUGUGCAAUAGAGGAACUGCAGGUUUUGCAUAUGUUGGUGGAGCCUGCGUCGUUAACAAACGUCUUGAAAAAGUCAACUCUGUCGCGAUUAUCGAGGAUACUGGAGGCUUCAGCGGGAUUAUCGUCGCAGCCCACGAAGUUGGACAUUUGCUUGGCGCUGUCCAUGACGGUUCUCCACCACCAAGUUAUCUCGGUGGUCCCGGCGCCGAAAAAUGUCGUUGGGAAGACGGCUACAUAAUGAGUGAUCUCAGACACACGGAAAAGGGUUUCAAAUGGUCCCACUGCAGCGUCUCGUCGUUCCACCAUUUUUUAAAUGGGGACACAGCCACGUGUCUUUUCAACGCGCCACACGAGGACGAAGCACUGCCCAGAGUUCUUCCAGGAAAGCUGUUAUCUCUUGAUGCGCAAUGUCGAAAAGAUCGCGGCACUAGUGCAUGCUUCAAAGAUGAUCGGGUGUGUGCGCAAUUGUUCUGUUUUGAUGCUGGUUCGGGUUAUUGCGUUGCCUAUCGACCAGCAGCUGAAGGAUCGCCUUGUGGCGAUGGGCAGUAUUGUUUAAAUGGAAGAUGUGUAGCAGAACAUGAAAAUAUAAUUCCUGAUUACACGCAAAAUGUACCGACGUAUAUCCGCCGAGAAAAUGUCUACAAUACGGAGCCCCAAAGCCGUACAAUAUACUCCAACUAUAACACUACAGAAAACAGGUACCAGUGGGAUUCAACGACACGCAGCAGUUUGCCACAAAAAUAUAAUUUUUCACCAGAAUUACCGAAUGUCUAUACAUUCACGAGUACUAACAAUCCGUUUAAAUAUUCCUAUUUAUUCACAUCACCAACAACAACGACAACGACGAGACUCAGAGCACCAGAAACGCAAGCAACGCCUGAAGUGUUCUCUAAGUACACACAAAAAAUCGCAGAGAAUUUAUUGACAGAUGUUGAGUUACCGAAAAAAACGUAUGGUUACUCAACUUAUUCGACUAUCAAUUUAUUCCCAACAACAAGAACAACAAUAAUACCGCCGGCAGUAAAGAAUUACAAUAGCCAAAAUGAUCUGAAUUAUCCUAAUUUUACACCCUUUGAGUAUAAAAAUUCAUUUCCGUCGACAACAUUCGGCAACAUUGGAGCAUUUAAUGGCCAGCUAAUUCAUAGUCGUGAAACAAGCGGCGAUGAAUGCAUAGACUCGGGAGGUGACUGCGCAGAGUUGAUCGGCAGGCUGCGGACUUGGCUGUGCCAUUUGCAAUCUGUGAAAAAACGUUGCUGUGCAUCACUAAAAGUUCUUUGUGCUACUUAAGAGCGAAGAUUCGAUACUCAUCGACAAUUGAUUUUUGUUUUUUCCUUUGUUUUUUUUUUUUUUUUUUUUUUUUGUUUUAAAUUAUGUUGACAAAACCUAUUGAAUAAUAUGUCUAUUUUUAAUUCGUAAUUCGUUUCAAAAAAAUAAAACUAAAUUAUAGCAUGCAAUCUCAAGGGUGAAUCAGAUUUUCCACCACUCCUACGAGUGUGAUAGUAUUUAUUUCUGUGUAUAAUAAUAUGUAAUUUUUUUAUAAAAAAAAAAGUCUUGUUAAAUUUAAUCAUAUACAAGAUAUUGUAUACAGGUUUAUUCAUUCUUUCCUGAAAACCAGCGAUAUGCCAAUGUGGAAAUUGGUAGAGAUUCGUGGUACUUUAGAUCAAAGCCCGUCCUAGGAUUGACUGGCGUAGCUGUCACGUUGUUCGAACCAAAGCCACACGUCGUACGGAUGUUGAGUUUCCUAGCCGUGCGGUCAUUAUAGCUGCGACAAUGCUACGACAAUGACCGCCCGGCUAGGGAACUUAAGUUCAUGUAACACUCCUGUCUGUACCGACCGAGCAAACUCACCAUUUCUCUUCCUAUAAAUAAAUAAACAAACGAACGGAAAAGGUUCAAAUUUCGAUGGUGCAUCAAUCUUUUGUAGCGGAUUCCGGAAAGUUACUCAUAUCUCGAAAAUCAUCGAAUAAAUGUGUGGCUUUUUGUUACGCGUUGCUAUUCCCACAUUUCCCGCAUUUCAGGGGCCAAAAAAUGCAUAGUUGAGAUACUUUACGCAAUUCCGGACAGAAUGAAGAGUAAAAUGAGGCCAUCGUGAGACUGUUUUCAUGCAAUAUUGAGGUCGCUAGACGACAACUAGGAAUUACAACAAUUUCGAUGGUAAAAAUUGUUAAGCUGAUCGUGAGAGCAUCGUUUACUUAAGAAAUUACUAUAAUUCCUAGUUCUUGUCUGGCGACCUCAAUAUCACAUGAAAACAGUCUCACGAUGGCUCAUUUUACUCCUUAUUCUUUACGGAAUUGCGCAAAAUAUCGCCGCUACGCACUUUUUCGCCUCUGAAAGGCGGAAAAUGUGGGAUUAGUAACGCGUGUCAAAAAAAUACACAUUUUUUCGAUUUUCGGAAUAUGAGUAAGUUUCCUGAAUUUCGCUACAGAAGAGCGAUGCACCGCCGAAAUUUGAACCCUUCCACAGAUUUAUUUAUUUGAUAUAGGAAGAAAAAGAGUGAGUUUGUUCGGUCGGUAAAGCAAGGGGUGCUACAUGACCUUAACGGUCGACGUCUGGCUCUGACUUGAACCUCGUGACAAACGCGUCGGUCAAUCCUGGGACACACUUACGAUCCCAAAUACCACGAAUCCCUAUCCGUUUCUACAUUGAUAUAUCGCUUGGUGCUCAGUAAACAAUGAAUGUGUAUGUUACUUUAUUUAUAGAUACAUGUAAUUCAUAUCCUGAUUAUACGAGAGACCGGUGCAAAGUGGGUACCUCAGCAAAGAAAAAUUCUUCGAAAAUUUUUGAUUUAUGGUUUUAAUUAAGAAUCUUUUACAUAUAUCGUGAAAUUUUUUAUAAUCUCGACCAUUUUGUACUCCAGUGAGGCCCACUCAAUAUUCGUGUUAUUUUAACAUUAUGUCAAUUUAAUAUUUGUUCUCCCGUAUUAACAUUUAAUUUGUAAUUUUUAUAUUUCUGUGAUUCAAUAACAUGAGUUGAAAAUUUGGAAAUACACGCAAAAGUUCGAGUAAACCUUCUGGAACAUCCUUUUUCUGAACGUUCAAUAGCAUUUAUUCAGAUGUGACGACUCCUUUUGGACCAGGUGAUCUUUUGCACUGGUCGAGGUACGAAGGAAUUGUUUCAUGAAAUAAGGAAAAGACUUUAUAUUGAAUAACGUUAUCAACGAAUUUUGGAUGUUUUUUUUUUUUUACUGAGCUGCCUACUUUGCCCUGGUCUCCCUUACAUAUAUUCAAAGAAUCUAAAUAUCUACUAGACACAUUCGCAGGUGAUGGGAUUUAAAGAGAAGAACGUCAAUAGGGAAGUUUCGUGUAAAAAAAUUCUACUUUUUAUGUGUGCAUAAAGUAGAGUAUAUAUAAAUUAUUGUAAUUUUUUUUCAUUUCCGUUAACAAUAAUGUUUGCAAAAGUUAAAUGCAACUGAAUUUUGCUGUUUUCGCUGUUUUCACUGUAUAUUAUAUAUGUAGAUGUACUUUAGCAAGGGUGAAGUCACAUAGUACCUUUUUUAUCCUGCUGUAUCAGCUACAACGUUGUUACAAAUGAAAAAAGAAAAAUCGUGUUCUAGUUUUUUUCUUUCUCAACUACUAAAAUAUCAAAUAAAAAACUUUCAUGAAGCUUCCCCAUUUAGGCUUCUUAUUAAGCGCUGACAUGUAUGAAUGAUGAAAAUAAAAAUAAAACUGACCAAUUUUCAAUGUUGACCGGCUCUCCGUGGAAAGUUAUGCAGUGUUGUGAACGUAUCUGAGAAUGUAUCAGUAUUAAAGUUGCGCGUAUAUGUAAUUACUACAGUGGAACAUUAUGAAACUAACAGCUAGAAUUAGCAGCCAAACGUUCUAAUGUUCUUUCGCAUAAGGUAGUGAAGUCUGAAAGACCAAAUUUUGUGACAUACCGUAAACCCCUAAUGCUUUUAUAGAAUUACCAGAAUAAAACUGAACUGCAUUUUUCUAUUUCCAAAAAAUUUGACACGUUGCGCUGCUAACUCUGGCUACUAGCUCAGCUUCAUCAUUACGUGGGAAAGAUUUAAGUUCUUUCAUGAAGUAUCUUAAUAAACUUGAAUAUUUCAUUCGGAUCAAAGAUUGUCUCAUCGUCAGCAACUAAUGAGUGUAAAACUGAAUAACUCAUUGUAUAUGUACCUGGAUUUUCGAUGUGUGACUAUUCUGGGUUGUAAAAAUUAUACAUAAUGCUCCUUUGUAAUUUGGAUAUAGAACUGAGUUGGCCAAA